Molecule: messenger RNA, 2713 nt
Organism: Magallana angulata
Lineage: Eukaryota; Metazoa; Mollusca; Bivalvia; Ostreida; Ostreidae
Product: replication protein A 70 kDa DNA-binding subunit-like
Exons: 18
Coding region: 101-1969 (622 amino acids)
Biological process (GO): DNA replication; nucleotide-excision repair; telomere maintenance via telomerase
Cellular component (GO): DNA replication factor A complex; nucleus
Molecular function (GO): single-stranded telomeric DNA binding; damaged DNA binding
Source: RefSeq, a predicted model, not a curated record
UAAACAGGAAGUUUUGGUUUCUUUGGAGCAUGCGUAAAAUUUAGCGGGAAAUUGCUGAUGGUUGUGGAAUAAAACUUCGCCAACGAAAAAGAAAGGAAAGAUGUCUAACCCUACUCUUAGUUCGGGAGCGCUUGAGGCUAUUAUCAACGGACAAAAUUUUGAUAAACCAGUACUUCAAGUUAUUAGCUCCAAGAAGAUAACGGCCCAGGGGUCUAGUGCAGACAGAUACCGAUUGUUGCUCUCAGAUGGAGAAGUCAGUUAUUCACAUGCUAUGUUGGCCACACAGCUGAACAGUUUAAUGGAUGGAGAGUUGGACAACUUGGCAGUGAUACAGGUGGACAAGUACCUGUGUAACACAAUACAGGGAGACAGGCGUGUGAUGAUCCUAUUGGAUUUGCAUGUGUUACAGCGUGGGUCAGAAGUGGGACAGAGGAUAGGAAAUCCUCAGCAGUACAAGGCUGCAGCAACACAGGGCACCACUGCCGAACACAAUUCUGCACAAUGUCCACCACAAAUGCCAAAACAGGAGGGAGGUGGUCAAAGCUUUAUUGGCACUGUAUCUGACAAGCAGGUUAACAACAAUAUCAAGAAAGAAAACAUGAAUGGAAAUUCAAAGGGAGGUUACUCUUUAAAAACAAAUAAUUCGGGUGGUACUCCAGGCGGAACAUCCAGAGUACAUAAAAUUGACAGCCUCACUCCUUAUCAAAACAGGUGGAAAAUUAGGGCUCGUGUCACACAGAAGAGUGGAAUUCGAACCUGGUCAAACUCAAGAGGGGAGGGCAAACUUUUCAGUGUCACCCUAACAGAUGAUUCUGCAGAGAUUCGAGCCACUGGAUUCAAUGAUGCUGUUGAUAAAUUUUAUGAAUUGCUGGAAGUCAACAAGGUGUACUACUUUAGUAAAGCCACUCUGAAGACAGCAAACAAGCAGUAUACAACAGUUCAGAAUGACUACGAAAUGACCUUUAACCCAGACACCAUUAUUGAACCAUGUGAUGAUGAUAGCAGUCUACCUACCAUGAAUUUCAACUUUGUCAAAAUCAAUGAGCUUGAAAGCAAGGCUCCAACCUCCCUUAUUGAUGUGAUUGGAGUGGUUAAGAACUGUGGGGAUGUGACCACCAUUAUCGGCAAACAGAGUCAGAAGGAGAUCACCAAGCGUGACCUCCAGAUAGUGGACCAGUCAGGAAUGUCGGUCAAUCUUACACUGUGGGGAGCGGAUGCUCAACAGUUUGAUGGUUCAGGUCACCCGGUCAUUGCUGUGAAAGGCGCAAAGGUCUCGGAUUAUGGAGGACGAUCCCUUUCUGCUAUGGCCUCCAGUCAGAUCAUCCACAACCCCGACCUGCGGGAGGGACACAUGCUGAAGGGCUGGUUCGAGCAUGAUGGUCACAAUAUGGACUUCCACGGCUACAAGAAUGACGGAAUGGGAGGUGGUGGGGGAGGUUCAACAAACUGGAAGUGCUUUGCAGAGAUCAAGUCUGAAAACAUUGGUGCAGAUAAACCAGAAUAUUUCACUACCAAAGCUACAGUUCUCUUCUUGCGCAAAGAAAAUUGCAUGUACCAGGCAUGUCCUACAGAAUCCUGUAAUAAGAAGGUUGUUGACCAGGGCAAUGGGAUGUACAGAUGUGAGAAAUGUGCUAGGGAGUUCCCCAACUACAAGUGGAGGAUGAUUUUAUCUGCUAACCUAGGAGACUACUCAGACAACCAGUGGGUGACUUGUUUCCAGGAGUCUGCGGAAGCCAUGCUGGGGAUCAAAGCUGAUGACCUCGGUGCUCUCAAGGACUCUAAUGAGCAAGCAUUUGAUCAAGUGUUCACAGAUGCUUGUUUUAAAUCCUAUAUUUUUAAGUUCAGAGCAAAAGUGGAAACUUACAAUGAUGAAAGCAGAUUGAAAACUGUCACAAUGAAUGCAAGCACCAUAGACUUUAAAGAGCAAUCGCAAAGGUUGAUAGAGGAGAUAAAGAAGUUACAAAUGUGAAUAUGACUUCCUUUUAACAGUGCUAGCUAUGUUGCCAUCAGAAUUGGUUGAAGAUGUACAUAUUUUGUAAAGCUGCAAUUUUACAGUUCCAUGCCCGAGAUGGAACUGUAAAACAUUGAAAACAAUUGUUUAUAGAUGUACAUUUGAUAAUCUUGUUACAUUAUGACCCAUAGCUGAUAUUGAGAUGAGGUUUUUUUCUUCUUCUUUUUUUAAGCCUGUAGAAUAAUUGUUUGAGAUCAUGUAUAACAUUAUUUUGAAAGGGCAUUUCCUUCUGUUUAUGUGCUUAAAAGAUUACAAACAAUGUACAGUGGCAUAGUGUUUGUUCUUUAUCUGUAGUGAUGGUCCUUGUACAUGUAUUUUGAAAAGACAUCUCCUACUGUUAUACGUGUACAGGUAUAAGAUUAAAAGCAAUGGAAAGUAGCAUGCUUUUUUGUUCAUUAUCUGUAGUGAUGUCAGUAGUAUUUGACAUGUAUAUUUAUUACAACAUUGAACGUCUGAAAAUUGUAUCAUUUGAGGAUGUUAAUGCUGUUUGGGUUGUAUUUUGUUUUAACUUAUAGACAUGCAUCUCAAAACCACAUCAUUGAAAUACACAAGAUGUAAAUAAAUACUACGAUAAUUGUAAUUGACUAUUUUAAAGGUUGAAGACUUUGCUGACCACAAAAAUGAAAAAUACUUUGCAUUGAAAGAUGUUUAUUUGAACAACUGAUAAACAAAACAGAAAAUAAUAAACAAAUGAAACAGUGA